AUAUUCAUCUCGGCGCAGUCGGAUUACCUGUACCUGGAUGACCAGUCAGGAGACUCCGUAGAUGACGACGGUUACAACUCUGGAUCAGGGUCCGGUGAUAUGAGUAAGCAAUGGUUACAUUCUUAUAAAAUAUUUCACCGUUACUUCCUAAUGUAAUUAACAUAGCAACCUGAUAAUGCCAUUUAAGAGUUAUAGCUGUAUGUAAAGCUCUAAUUGUACUGGCUCUACGAAGGUCAUAGACGGUGCACAGGAACCUUUGACUUUGGUUAGACUACUAGGGCACACUGGUACCGCAGGAUCACAAUGGACCUACGGAGGCGGUGAAAGCACAGAUGUUUCACAUGCGGCCAAGUGCAGUCAUAUGUCAUAUAGAGAGACGCCUUCUAUAAUGAAUGAGUCAUUAUUUCAUAUACCCUAACCUGAACAGUGAUACUGUACCGUAGACUGUAUAAUGUACUGUACGAUAACACUCAAACAGAUCUGGCUUCCAGUCUAUUUCUGGGUCUGUAUGGCAGGGGUUGCGUGAUUAUUGGUAAACUCUUUAUGAAUGAAAAGUGCCUCUAUCAUUAGUAUUGAAUCCAUUAGCACUGGCAUUAUUGUGAAUUGUUGUUAGUUUAUCAUGUUACCCCUGCCUGCAAACCAAAUUUCCUUCUGGAGUCGAUACAUUUGGAUUAUUUUCCUCCUCAGCUAUCGUUGAGGUCACUGAGCCAGUGGUCAAAGUGAAAACGGUGUUCGCUGCUCCUGAAGCAGAGCCAACCCAGGACUCUCUACCAGACCCUUCAACCACCGUGGAGGAGAUGUUUACAUUCACUGACCAGAGCACAGAAAUAGCUGAGACAGAGACAGAGGUAUGCCUCUCUUUAUAACUGACUUUAGUGUGGUGGUUUCAUUUUACCUCAUCCUUACCUCGCACCCCUGACAUGGCAAGGACUUAAUAGUAUCCCUGUGAUUUUAUAGUUGUUGUGAAAAUUCUAAAUCUGUCUCUCUCUCUCUCCCUCUGUCUGUGUGUGUCAGACCCAGGUCCCUGAACAGUCUCUGGACGUGACAGAGGAGACUGUUAUCAGCAGUGAAGCUCCUCCCAGCACCACCAGUGCUUCCAGGUUGCUGUAUGAGGCAGACACACCUUACGAUGUGCAAUCCGAAAACCUUUUCCAGAGGACGGAGGUGCUAGCAGGUAUGUUUUAUUUUUUUUAUCCUUUAUUUAUUCAGGAGAUCGUGUUGACAUUAGCAUAUCUCUUUUUCAAAUGAGACCUGAGCAUAAUGAAAGCAAUAAAAUAUCAUGAGACAACAUGUAUAAGUUAAACAUCACACAAAAAAGCGAUCCACAAUACGAUAAUGAUUAAUCAAAACAGUAAUCUGUAAUCUCAGUUCCAAUUGAAGAGGUCAUUUUUCAAUACAGCCCACUAUCAGAGAUUGGAUCUGAAACAUGGCCUCUGUUUGAAAUAUGGGUAACUCUAGACUUUGCUUUCAGAAUUAAUAAAAACAGACUCAUAGCCUUGGAGUUUGAUAGCAGAGGGAAGGAGACUGAGUCAAUCAACCAACAACACUUUGGGAUUGUUUUACAAUGAAAAGCACGUUAUGAAUUAAAUGUAUAAUUGUGACUCCUCCUGAGUCGGCUCCGUCUCAUAUUUGAUUAGUCCAUUGAUCUUAGCUGCAGUCUACUGCAUCAAGCUAUCAGGGUGCCGUUUCCCAUUAAUUUCUCAACGUGAGUUGUUGCCAAACAUUUGAUACAAAAGGCACAAAGCAAUCAUAGUUCCCUCUUAAUUAUUCAUAAAAGUUAACAGAAGGCAAUGGGGUUACAUUUACUUUACAUUUUAGUCAUUUAGCAGACGCUCUUAUCCAGCGUGACUUACAAUUAGUGCAUUCAUCUUAAUAUAGCUAGGUGAGAAAACACAUCACAAACGUAUCUUUAAUGGGGUUGGGGUAAUUACCUUGCCCCACACACAAUCUUUUAAAGGUGUAUCAUAUCUGACAUUUAGACUGUUAUUAACACUUUACUUUCUAGCAAGGUUCCACUGUUGUGUUGUCAACGCCAAUCACUUGUAUUGCUAAUGUAUUGAAUUAUUGUGAUUGAUAAGCAUCUUCUGACGUGGUUCUUCUCCCCCCCCCUCCACGGGUCCAGCGGUGAUAGCCGGCGGGGUUAUAGGUUUGCUGUUCGCCGUCUUCCUCAUCCUCCUCCUGGUCUACAGAAUGAGGAAGAAGGACGAGGGGAGCUACGUCCUCGGAGAACGCAAGGCCCCUAGCUCAGCCUAUCAGAAAGCCCCCACCAAGGAGUUCUAUGCCUGAAGCACAACCACCCUGUCACUAUGAAGAGAAACCGAACAACAGAAAGACUGUGUCCCAAAUGGCACCCUAUUCACUCUAUAGUGUACUUACUACUUUUGACCAGGAUCUGUGCACCAUAUAGGGAAUAGGGUGCCAUUUGGGACACAUUGAAAACAUUUACAUUUUAGUCAUUUAGCAGAUGGUCUUAUCCAGAGCGACUUACAGUUAGUGAGUGCAUACAUUUUCAUACUGGCCCCCGUGGGAAACGAACCCACAACCCUGGCGUUGCAAGCGCCAUGCUCUACCAACUGAGUUACAGGGGACUAUACGUACAGCAGGGUCCUCCUCGCAUGCUGUUGGUUGAAAUGAUAUUGAAUGAGGAAGUGUUUCAAGGAGCUUUUUCAUUAAGCAAAUAUAUAUAUAUAAUACUUUUUUUUCCCUAAAUGAUGCCAAACAGGGCUAUUGUAAACAUUUCAUGUUUUGGAUCAUUAGAACUGUUGGAGAAUUUAUUUGUAAUGUGAGAACGUGAAAUAUAUUCAUAUGAUUGUCAUGGACUACUUUCUACCUGUAGCGGUACAUAUUUGUAAGGAAGGAAAAACAACUUUUUUAAAGGUCACUGAAAUAAAAAUACAGAGACAACAGAAUAUAAUUCUCCUAUCUAUUCUAUUUUUGAUUAAUUUUCAUAGCAUGUCAAGUGUUUUUUCAUUAACUUAUGUUUUUCAUGUUGAGGUUAUGUAAUGUUUCUAGUCUCAUAAAGCAAUCUGGUUUAAUUUAAAAAAUGUUAUUUUUCUUGUCAUUGUGUGAAAUGAAUUACAGGAUUCCAAAACUACCCAAUGUCAUCUGGCCCAAGCAAAGCACAUUCCUUUCUAGUAAAAAAUUACUGAUAUAAAGCAUUGUUUCCCAACUCCAGUCAAGUACGCCCAACAGUACACACUUUUGUUGUCGCCCCUGACAAACUUGCCUGAUUCAACUUAUUGAGGGCCUGAUGAUUAGUUGACAAGUUCAAUCAGGUGAGUUUGUCCGGGGCUACAACAAAAAUGUGUGCUGUUGGAGGUACUUGAGUUGGGAAACACUGAUUUUGAAAUGGUACUCUUUGGGGCAGGGGUGUCAAACUCAAUCAUGGAGGGCCUAGUGUCUGGGUUUUGGUUUUUUUCCUUUCAAUUAAGACCUAGACAACCAGGUGAGGGGAGUUCUUUACUAAUUAGUGAACUUAAUUAAUCAAGUACAAGGGAGGAGCGAAAACCCGCAGACACUCGGCGCUCCGUGGAAUGAGUUUGACACGUGCUUUGAGGAGUGGAUUAUAUCACAGGAGGUUGGUCGCACCUUAAUUGGGAUAAUGACAGGAGUUGAAUCAGUGGAGCGGUAUCAAACGCAUGGUUUCCAGGUGUUUGAUGCCAUUCCAUUUGCUCCGUUCCGGCCAUUAUUAUGAGCCGUUCUCCCCUCAGCGGCCUCCACUGCUAUAUGUACUCUGUGUUCCAGUUUUUGUUACCCAAAAUAUAGAGGAACCUUUUCAGUAGAUUUCACUACUAGGUCGCUGAAUUUUCUCCUCAGAUCACAAUGGUAUGUUAGACUUGGGUGUUUAUAAACAAACCUGCAACUAUUCUGACCAAUUUAUGAUAUAAAAGCUGAUUUUCGUUUAUAUAAUCUGCAGCUUUUAAAUUAUGACUUGCUAGAUAUGGGGAACUAAUGCAAAUGAACAGUCACAUCUGCGCUCAACUCUUUUCAGUUGACUUUGUAAUGACUUGAGUAGUACAGUGAUUUACUAUAGCCACAGCUGGGACACCGGACGCAUCUGAUAUAUCUGUUUAAACUUAGAUUUUCAGUCAAUCAGAUUUGAAAGCCCAGGGUGCGUUCCCAAAUGGCACCUUAGUCCCUAUAUAGUGCAUUACUUUUGACCAGAGCCGUAAGAGCCCUGAUCAAAAGCAGUGCACUAAAUAGGGAAUAGGGUGUCAUUUGGGACGUAGUCCCAGUGAACAGGACAUGGUGUACCUUAUUACUUCUCUGUUCCCUCUCUAAGGAAUUAUGAAUGUCUACUAUAGAACAGAACGGUCCUCCUCCCUAAAAAAAGAACCUCUGAUCACUGGGUUGGUGUAUUUUUCUCAUGGUAUGUAAUGAAUAAAGGUACUAACUGUAAGACUUUCCUUGGACUUGGAACAGUAUUUUUGCCAUUAUGACAUGUAACACAGUCUCAUUUACUUUGUUACCUUUAGUCCUGACUAUUUUAAAGGUAGACUCAGCGAUAUGAUGCAGAUGCAUAAAGUAAAACCGCAUAGUGGGUCAAUUUCCGCAACAACUAGGAGCGUGGGCGCGCGAGGCUAAACUUCUCCGCUGUUUUUGGUCACCUGGCUACCACAUUGUAAGAGCGUGCGGUGACGCGAACCAAUGCACAUGCGCAAAUACUGUGUGCGUGACUGUGUGAGCAAAGUCUUGCAUCUUGCUCAUUGAAAUAUCUGCGGUGCUGCUCGUACAACAAUUUCGCUGACUCUACCUUUAAGGCAAUGGUGUAUCUGUAAUGUUAAUGUACUAUAAUUUAUACGUAUUAAUUGAUAUAGAAGACACUAGAAGUAAUAUGUUAGUUCAAGUAUCUUAAUGUAUAUUCACAGAUGUUUUAAGCCUUUUUGAAGUGCCUACCAUUCUGAAAGUGUUUUUUUACUGUUAGGGACAAAGGAUAUAUUUUCAGUGGCAUCAUGAAGUAGUAGUCACGAUCAUAAGCGCAGGAGACAGAUGGCAACUUAGUGUUACAAAAGCAGUGUUGUAUGUUAUCAUGGGAGACACUACUGAAUAAAAAAUUUGUCUUAAUAUGAAAUAGUGAUCACAUGUGGUUUCUUUUCUCUAGGUUGAUUGUAUUUCUGAUAAGACUCCAACAUAUUCUUUGGAAUGUUGACACACACUGUUUGUUACAAAGUAAAUGUAAGAAUAUAACUUGCAGCACAAAUACCAUAUCUGUGGUAUCUCAGAUUUCAAUGUGCAAGCUGAAAUAAAAUGUAAAAUAAAAAGUAGCUUUUGUUAGUUUGCGAUCUCUGAUCAAAACACAUACUAAACAAACAUGCUGCUGUGAGCCAAAUGGCUAGAGUAAAGCCAAAUGUCCGCAGUAAACAUCAAGAGUAGUAAUUAGUUAGAGCAGACUGCAUUAUUUUUUUAAAAUCAGAAUUUGGUAAAGAAACAAAAACAAAACGGGAUGUUUUGUCAAUGAAAGUGAAAACGCAUGACUGUCCCUACUGCGUUGCCGUAGUCAUUCAAAUAUCACGGAAGUAGUUUUGAAAUUGAAAAGAAAUAGCUAGUUGGCGAGAAGGAAUUAAAUAUAUGUUGUGAAUUAUUCCAUCUGUCAAGACGGUCAGCAAUUGACCAACUAUCUGCAGAGGAAGGUUUGUUCUUUGUUUUAACGUCCUAAUUUAAAAGUCCUUUCAUGUUUCGCUAGUUGGGAAUCACAACGACUGACAAUUAUAUUUCGCUAGAUAUAUGGAUGCUUGUGGCUUGCUUGCUUGUUGUCUAACUGCAUUUCACUGCUUCAAUUAGCAGACUAACUCUAUGACUUCUAUGGCCCGACUGGAGCUCCGACGUCACAUUUGUUUUAAUAAAAAACCCGAAUGAUUUCAGCACCCAAAGAAUAGCCUGCAAUUACACAGAGCAAUGUCUCUGAAAUAAGUAGUUUUUGAUAAAAAUGUAAAUUACGUCGGAGCUCAACUCCAUCGUAAAUCGUGGAGUUUAAUUUAAUCAGCUAUACCUCAAUAGGUUUCUGUUGCCGAUAAUGAAGUAAACACUGGCACGUGUAGCGUGCUGUCAUAUUUUAAGCAAGUUAGGGUCAUGUAGUGUAGUCUGACCAUUAGGGCAAAUAGCCUGUUCUCACGAGGAAAAUAUUUGUAAAUAACCUUAAUAUGUUCUUGUCUGCCUCCAGAUGCAGGACCGGCAUAUAAAACAAUGUGGCCUUUUCUCACUGACUCUUUUGGCCACAUUUCUCCAUUGUAGCUGUUUGCAACGCAGUACUGGUGGAAAGCCAUUUCCAGAGACCGCUAAAGAAAUUGCCAGCUAUGCAAAGGUAGCCCAGAGCAUCAUAGACUUGGCUGUGUAUGGCAAAGCCCAGAACCGCUCCUAUGAGAGACUGGCAGACUUCACAGAUACAAUAGGGAACCGUGUCAGUGGCUCUAAGAACCUGGACCUGGCUAUCAAGUAUAUGUUCAACGCCCUGAGGAAGGAUGGGCUGGAGAACGUACAUCUAGAACCAGUGAAGAUUCCACACUGGGUCAGGGGAGAGGAGAGAGCUGUGAUGCUGCAGCCCCGGAACCACACCAUGGCCAUCCUAGGACUGGGGAGCAGUGUGGCUACACCCAAAGGAGGUAGGCCUAUGGGCAAUUCCAUGGUAACGAAAUUACACUGAGACUCGAUUUUUCACAAAAAAAUGUAUACCAAACAAAAACCAUUGAUUUCAAAGUUUAACAAACUCUAUGCACAAGGACUACUUUAACAAUUUCCACAGAACAUUUAACAAAAAUACAUUUACAGGAAGAACUGUGCAGAUACAAAGUUUGGUAACAGAAUAAAACUGAGGAUGAUUUUACUGUAAUUCUGUUACCAAACUUUGCAUCUGCACAGUUUUUCCAGUAAUUUUUUGUUUUUUACAGUGUAAAUCGUUCAAAGUAGGCAUUGUGCAUAGAGUUGUAUAGUUUGUUAAACUUUGAAAUCAAUGUUUGUUGUUCUCAGCGUAAUUCAGUUACCAUGGAAUUGCCCGUAUGUUCUGUAGUGAUGAGUUGUAUCACUCAAGCCUAGGCAAUGCUAAUGGUAUUGCCACUAUUUGCUAGGCCCCAACUCAAGCCAAGGUGUAGAUAUUUAGAUUAGUCUUCGAUUGGUGCACUGAUGUAUGAUCAUGCAUGUCAUAUUUUUUUUGCUUUCGGUCUCCUCUUCGGUUCAGGCAUUGAAGCAGAGGUGCUGGUGGUGGAGUCUUUUGAAGAGCUGAAGAAAAGGCAGAAGGAAGCCAGUGGGAAGAUCGUGGUGUAUAACCAGCCCUUUGUCAGCUAUGAGGAGACUGUGCAGUACAGGGAGUCUGGGGCAUCCAAGGCAGCUAAAGUAGGAGCUGUGGCUACUCUCAUCCGGUCCGUCACACCCUUCUCCAUCAACAGGUACUGGAUGGGUCACAAUGAUCCAAUGUAUCCCUUCCUUUAUAAUGCCAAUUAGUUGAAUGCUUGGCUAUGGCUGGAACUGCAUGUUGCCAUCUCUCUUCCUGUCUAGUCUGACUGCAUGUUGCCGUCUCUCUUCCUGUCUAGUCUGACUGCAUGUUGCCGUCUCUCUUCCUGUCUAGUCUGACUGCAUGUUGCCAUCUCUCUUCCUGUCUAGCCUGACUGCAUGUUGCCAUCUCUCUUCCUGUCUAGUCUGACUGCAUGUUGCCAUCUCUCUUCCUGUCUAGUCUGACUGCAUGUUGCUAUCUCUCUUCCUGUCUAGUCUGACUGCAUGUUGCCGUCUUUCUUCCUGUCUAGUCUGACUGCAUGUUGCCAUCUCUCUUCCUGUCUAGUCUGACUGCAUGUUGCCGUCUCUCUUCCUGUCUAGUCUGACUGCAUGUUGCCAUCUCUCUUCCUGUCUAGUCUGACUGCAUGUUGCCAUCUCUCUUCCUGUCUAGUCUGACUGCAUGUUGCCAUCUCUCUUCCUGUCUAGUCUGACUGCAUGUUGCUAUCUCUCUUCCUGUCUAGUCUGACUGCAUGUUGCCGUCUUUCUUCCUGUCUAGUCUGACUGCAUGUUGCCAUCUCUCUUCCUGUCUAGUCUGACUGCAUGUUGCUAUCUCUCUUCCUGUCUAGUCUGACUGCAUGUUGCCGUCUUUCUUCCUGUCUAGUCUGACUGCAUGUUGCCGUCUCUCUUCCUGUCUAGUCUGACUGCAUGUUGCCGUCUCUCUUCCUGUCUAGUCUGACUGCAUGUUGCCGUCUCUCUUCCUGUCUAGUCUGACUGCAUGUUGCCGUCUCUCUUCCUGUCUAGUCUGACUGCAUGUUGCCGUCUCUCUUCCUGUCUAGUCUGACUGCAUGUUGCCGUCUCUCUUCCUGUCUAGUCUGACUGCAUGUUGCCAUCUCUCUUCCUGUCUAGUCUGACUGCAUGUUGCUAUCUCUCUUCCUGUCUAGUCUGACUGCAUGUUGCCGUCUUUCUUCCUGUCUAGUCUGACUGCAUGUUGCCAUCUCUCUUCCUGUCUAGUCUGACUGCAUGUUGCCAUCUCUCUUCCUGUCUAGUCUGACUGCAUGUUGCCGUCUCUCUUCCUGUCUGACUGCAUGUUGCCAUCUCUCUUCCUGUCUAGUCUGACUGCAUGUUGCCAUCUCUCUUCCUGUCUAGUCUGACUGCAUGUUGCCAUCUCUCUUCCUGUCUAGUCUGACUGCAUGUUGCCAUCUCUCUUCCUGUCUAGUCUGACUGCAUGUUGCCAUCUCUCUUCCUGUCUAGUCUGACUGCAUGUUGCCGUCUCUCUUCCUGUCUAGUCUGACUGCAUGUUGCCGUCUAUCUUCCUGUCUAGUCUGACUGCAUGUUGCCGUCUCUCUUCCUGUCUAGUCUGACUGCAUGUUGCCAUCUCUCUUCCUGUCUAGUCUGACUGCAUGUUGCCGUCUCUCUUCCUGUCUAGUCUGACUGCAUGUUGCCGUCUCUCUUCCUGUCUAGUCUGACUGCAUGUCAUUUUCCCCUCACAUUUCUAGCUAUUGAUAUAUUCCAUAUAGUGUUGUAUUCCUCUAGUACACCUUUUUAUAUUGUUUUAUAUUGACUUUUUGAAAGUGUGUUAUCGUAAGUCAUAUUUAUGGGAAUCCGAAAGUAGUACCGUGCCCUAUUUCUGCUGAUAAUUUCUAACAUGGGUCUCUCUGUGUUGCAGUCCUCACACAGGCUGGCAGGACUACGAGGAGGGAGUGCAGAAGAUCCCUACCGCCUGUAUCACAGUGGAAGACGCCAUGAUGAUGGCCAGGAUGGCUAAGCGAGGACAGAGGAUCGUGGUCCGACUCACCAUGAACGCCCAGACCUUCCCUGACGCUGACUCCUUCAACACUGUGUCUGAGAUCAUUGGCAGCGAGCACCCAGAACAG
Coregonus sp. 'balchen' is the source of this 9296-nucleotide messenger RNA. Lineage: Eukaryota; Metazoa; Chordata; Actinopteri; Salmoniformes; Salmonidae. The record is from the annotation of a GenBank genome assembly.